AUGUGUGCUUAUUUGGUUACAUCUUCAAGUACCCAUUGCUUGAAGCUUCAUAUCGAUGGAGCUCGCAUCUUCCAUGCGUCUGCGGCACUUGGAGUUCUUGUAGAUAGACUCGUGAAAGCUGCUGAUUCAGUUUUGGUAUGCCUAUCGAAAGGGUUAGGCGCACCCGUCGGAUCAGUGAUUGUUGGUUCAAAGGCCUUCAUUGACAAGGCCAGAAUUCUCCGGAAGACCCUAGGCGGUGGAAUAAGACAGGUGGGAGUUCUUUGUGCUGCUGCUCAUGUUGUCGUUCGUGACACUGUGGGAAAGCUUGCGGAUGACCACAAAAAGGCUAAAGCUUUGGCAGAGGGACUGAAGAAAAUCGAGCAGAUUACAGUGGACUCAGCUUCGGUCGAGACCAAUAUGGUAUUCUUUGAGGUCAUGGAUCCAAGAAUAUCACCUGACAAACUGUGUCAAGUCUUGGAACAGCACAACGUGCUUGCAAUGCCAGCCAAUUUAACACAUCAUCUCUCAUUGUUCUAGUUGAGCAUGAUGAUCUUGGUAGUU
This is a messenger RNA of Zea mays, 540 nucleotides long. Its product is annotated as probable low-specificity L-threonine aldolase 2. Lineage: Eukaryota; Viridiplantae; Streptophyta; Magnoliopsida; Poales; Poaceae. Gene Ontology annotation, biological process: glycine biosynthetic process; L-threonine catabolic process. The coding region runs from base 1 to 516 and encodes 171 amino acids. Gene Ontology annotation, cellular component: cytosol. The transcript has 7 exons. The record is from RefSeq and is a predicted model, not a curated record. Gene Ontology annotation, molecular function: L-allo-threonine aldolase activity.